Lytechinus pictus (painted urchin) is the source of this 5052-nucleotide messenger RNA. Its product is annotated as cytokine-like nuclear factor N-PAC. The transcript is spliced from 8 exons. Gene Ontology annotation, molecular function: NADP binding; oxidoreductase activity, acting on the CH-OH group of donors, NAD or NADP as acceptor. The record is from RefSeq and is a predicted model, not a curated record. Bases 978 to 1991 code for a protein of 337 amino acids. Lineage: Eukaryota; Metazoa; Echinodermata; Echinoidea; Temnopleuroida; Toxopneustidae.
GGGCGACAAUAUCAUGAGCAAUGCCAACUUAAAUAAAAUAAAAAUAGAUGCAAGUAUCUUACGAUUCAUGAUAUUUAUCGGCCGAUAAAUAUCAUGAAGUGAGAAAAGAAAAAAAUGAAAUCAUAGUCUGAAUUUAGAAGUUCAGCUGUUCUGAUACUUCUUAUCUCGGACGAAUGCAAAAUUUACGUUUUUUCCUAACUGCCAGUAUGUCAUGUAUUUGAAGGAUAUAGUAGAGCAGAGGCAAGUUGCAGAUUGGGAGAGAGUAUGAUGUUGGAAAGGGACAAGAGAUGUAAAAGUUUAUUGAUUGUUCUCAUCUAAGAAGUAUGAUGCAAGGCAUUCCUAGAAUACUUGAUUGAGAAUCUGUUUAAAUACAUUUUGUCCAGUGGGGUUGAAGAAAAUACAGGAGGCAACAAAAUGAAGUGUCUUCUUCCUUCAUACCUGUACAUACUGUCUUGAUCAAGUGAAUCAUCAUAAAAACAAUUGGAUAUUGCCACUGUGAUUGAGAAAGGGAAGGCUUGAGUGCUCUAUUCCCACCUUGCUAUGAUGUCAUCAGUGAGAUGAAUGGUCCUUCCCACAUAUUGAGUUUUAGAAUAUCCUGGAAAGUGAUUUUGUUCACUAAGCUUGAAGGAGAGUGAUGAACCGGUCAAGUUGGCAGCUUUGAUUUCCAGAUAGAUAUAAUGCCGUAUUGAAGCUCUUUAUUACCUGAGUUUUUUUUUCUUUAAUUAGGCCUUGUCAUGGAUAUACACUGCUCAUACAGUAGUCACAUACUAAAUUUGGCAAUUUCUUUUAAACAGAAAUUCACAGUUUGAUCCUGAUAAAUUAUGAUUAUAAUAGAAGCAUUACAGCAGUUUCAAAUUUUAAAAGAUUUAUAAUUAUACUUAUUUCACUGCGAAAGUUUAUAUUUUGAGUGCCAGUGAUUCUACAAUUAUGAUACGUUUCAUUCAAUUCUCUCCCCUUUUUUCUAUUACAGGGCCAAGAUGAGCAGCUUCCCUGCAUGGCCAGGAAGAAUUGUAAAGCCAUGGAAGAAUGUUAAGAAGCCAGCAGGCAAGAAAGCUGUUCGCUUUGUCUUCUUCUUUGGUACUGAAGACCAUGCUUGGGUGAAGGAGGAAAGUCUGAAGCAUUACGAAGAGAACAAAGCUACACUCUCUAAGGCAGGAAAGGGGGCCAAGUUCACCAAGGCCAUUGAUGCCAUUGAAGAGGCUAUCGUCAAGAACCAGGCUAGCAAGUCUGACAUGGAAUCAAAUGAACAAUCAGUAGGAACUCCAGCUGAGGGCCAGACCACUUCCCCAUACCACCCUCCAUCGGAUGAUGAUGAUGACGAUGAUGAUAUUUUCUUGAAGUCUAUCAGCAAACCAACUAAAGAUUAUUCCAGAGAACCUAUGGCAGGGAAGAAGAAGUUAAACUCCUCACAGUCAGCAUCAUCUCCUGGUAGCUCACCGAGGAAAGGGUCAAAUUCCAGCUCCCCCUUCACCAAGAUCAAUACACCACUUGCAUCCCCCAAGAAACGGGGAAGGCCCUUUAAAACCUUGGAAGAUGGAGAGGUGACCAAGAAACCAACACCCAAAAAGAGGCCGAGUACGGGUGCAAGUACAGCAGCUCCUGGUAAGAAGUCCCGUUCAGAUAUGUCGUUCCUGUCCCUCAAUUUGUACAACAGUUUUCAGGCCCAUCUUGCUCAGAAAGGAGAAACAGCAAAGAAAGACAUAAAACCUACAGAGAAAAAGAUUGGUUUCAUUGGUCUUGGUCUAAUGGGUACUGGUAUGGCAAUGAAUCUAAUCAAAGCAGGUCACGAUGUCACUGUCUGGAACAGGACAUCAGAAAAGGUAAGAUUCCUUGAUCAUCUCUCAUUUCUACCCAGGCUGUGCAACACUCAAGUCCCAGUUUUCCCUGAUUUGGAAAAGGGAAAAUUUUCAGGGAAUUCAGGAAGAACAUGGAAUUCACAGUAUUUCACAGAAAACACAAGUUUUCAGGCCCAAACAAAUUCUAAAAAUUGAAUUCUAAAAAAACACAGUGAAAACCAUGAAAAUCAAAGCAAAUCCAAAUCUACAAAACCAUGCAUUGAUUGUAAAUCUGUUGAUCAAUCCAGUUCACAGUAUUUAGCAUGUGUUUGCCAAGCUUUUUUUUCCUAAGAAAUUCACUGUUACAUUUGCUUCAUGAUAUAUUUACUGGUUGCCUUCUUGUAAACCCGCAAUAUCUCUAAGGUUGCAUUAAUCAUUAAAAGGUUUUUAAAAAAGUGAUAAAAAUCAUUAAAAAAAUCUAAGGUUGCAUAAAAGUUUGCAUGACUCAAGAGUUGUGGUUGAACAAAUGUAUGCUAGCAACCAUCAGAGAUCAUUUUUGAAUUACCAUCAUGAGGCUGCUUACUUGACAAUCGGAGCUCAACGUGCAAUAUUCUACUGUUGCUAUUUAAGUAUUACACAGGGGUGCAUGUUUGGAGUUACAGAAACCAAGAUGUAGCAGGCCCCUCUCAUAAUAUUUUUGCCCUAUCGGAGUAACUUUCCUCUUUUUUUCUUGGACAGCAUUCUGUCUACAGUCAAUCAGGGUUACUUCGGACUAUACUUGAAAAAGAUAGAUGUGUAUCCCCAUUUACCACCAAUAAUAUUCACUUCUCUGCUAUUACUAAAUUACUGCCCCACACAAUAUAUUUGCUAAGGAGAUAUCUUUUUCCAAUGUAUGACUGCCAUUCAAAUAUCGAUGGGAUUUUACAGUCUCUGAUACACUCAAGACAUUACUCGCAGGUUGUAUUAUUCUACUAGUCAUCUCACACACCAUAAAAUGAUAAUAAUGAUAUUAGGCAUAGGCAUUUACAAUGUAUAUAGCACCAUCUAUCUAAAUAUAACUACUCCCAUUCUUACUGUUAGUGUUAGUAUUCCCCCAGCUUAAGCUUGAGCUGCCGCUACCAGCACUCAAUGCGUGGAAGGAACUCAUCCUUGGGUCAAUGUCUUAAAACCAUUUUCAAGCUUCCAUUUGCGACAUGUGUGUCAAAUCUCUUGCAAACGAAUCAGUUUCCAGUACCAGAAAAGCGAGGGCCCAAUCUACAUAGAAGCUCAUCUUCCUGUCUGGAGAUAUGUAGCAUCUUCUUCCGUUAUUAUUUUACUCUUAUCCUGUUGUGAAGAUCAGUUAAUGACACCCUUGAUCAAUAAAAACUUGUAAAGUGGAGGUGAACGUGUAGACUGGUGAAAGAGCAUGGUACUUUGUUCAUGUUACCAGAUUUACGUCAUAUAAUAAUAUUAUUCCACUUUUGUGUAGCCCUUGAUACAUCAGAGCAACUUCUCUAAGCACCUUACAAAGAUAUUAUUUCCCCUGUCAUCGGAUCCGACUUUCCUGCAUGUAAUGUUUGCACUUUCUUUUCCUCGAUUACAAGGCAUGCUGCAUUGCCUUGAUAAAAAUGAAAUAGGAAAAUAUAAAAAGUCACUUGUGCUAUGUUGAAGGAAUUCAAUCCAUGGUAUACUAGAGUUUUGAUCCAAACUGCUUGCCCAUGCAGUGCUUCCACCUAAUUGUAUCCAUGUCAUUGCUGCACUGUUAUAUGGCUUUUUGUAUGUAUUCUUUAGAGUGCCAUGUUAAAGGGAAGUACACGCUGACAUUCAGAUUAGUGUAAAAAUAGCAGAAAAAUAAUAAGAAACUCAAUUUUAAUUUGUCAUGAGGACAAAUUACAUGUAGGUGAUCUGUCUCUGAUUCUCAUGAUCAUGAAUACGAUCGCCAUGUUUAUUCAGAUCAAUAUGAUCAUCAUGAUGAAAACUGAACUGUUAUUCUGAAAAGAAUGUGUUGAUAAUUUUUGAAAAAUGGGAAAUGAGAAAGUUGUGUGAAAAGGUAUAUGAAGAAAGGGAUUUUGAUCUCUUUUAUUGUGCAAUAUUUUCACUUUUAUACCUUAUAAUGGUCAUAAAGGACCAUGUGCCAAAUGAUGAAAAGGAAAAAAAGGGCGGAAAAUACUCAUUUUCACCCUUGGGCUCGAACCCGUGCUCCCAUGACCACUUGAGAUGUAAGUCUGAUGCCAUACCGAUUUAGCUACACUAUUUCCCAUAGACUUUACACAUAAGCAAAAUACAAGAAUCUGAAACUCAAUUUUGCAAGUGAAACACGGGCAUGAUCCCGGCGUCUGAUCGGAAAAUGAAGGGCACAGUUGUGAAAGCUUAGAAUCUCAGCAACAACAUAUUCAAAGCUCAGGGAAAGCCGAUAAUAAGCAAUGGAGAUAUAGCUCAUGAAAAAGAGAAAUGUAGAAUCCAGUUUUUGAGAAAAAGUCAUCUCUCAUAGGGAUAACACGUAAAAUGAGCAAAAAUGACAUGCUUCUAUAAAUUGCCAUUUUUCAGGAUGAUCCAUUCCUUUAAAUGAAAAAUUAAGGCAAUAAUUCAGAAAGAGUAAGCCCUCAGCUACACGCCUACAACAUAUCGAAAAUUGGGCAAAAAUCAACCAAUAUUUACAGAGUAAGAGUCAAAUUUGCACAAUUCUGAUGACGUCAUAACACGCAAAAUGACAAUUUUGAAUUCCAACGCUAUUUUGAUGACGUCAUGACAUUAUUGAGGGUCAAAUAAGACAUGAAAUCAUAUUACGAUUUAUACUCUAUCCUAAUAUGAAAUAAAAAUUGGGGGUCAACGCUUUUUCUGAAGAGCUAUAAUGAAUUUUGUGUGAGAAUGUUUUUGUACAUAUAUGGCCUAUGGUGAGAGAGCGUGUGUGCGGGUGCUGUAGACUUCUAUGGAGGUUCAACCCUAAAAAGACUGGGGGGGGCUGAUUCAGCCCCCCCCCCCUCGACAUUUUUCGCGAUAAAUCUUUAACGCGAAAAGCUGGCGCCGCGCCGUUCCAUGACUUUUUUCUUUCAAGUCUUGCGCAACUUUUGAGACCAAAUUUGCGACGCCCGGGUACGUGGUUCCGAAAUUACGCAACAAUUUGUAAGUGCAUGUCGACCCGAAAUUGCUCAAAAACGUGAAUUUGUGUACAAAUCCAAUGCAAAUUGUGUUUUUAGCCAAAAUUCCUAAAUGUAUCAUUAUUUUCAAUUUUACUAAUCAAAAUCAAUUAAUUUCAUCUUGUUUAGGGUCAAAAUAAAGUAGCGGACGAUUUCCAUUG